AUGAGUGUAGGUAUAAAUGGUGGUGAUCCAUGUACUUAUAAAAAAAUUCGAGAUGAUAACAAUACAGAUAGUAAUUAUGAUAAUCAUUUAAGCACAAAUGUAUCAGAAUUAAAUGUUACACGUACUCCAAAUACUUAUAUUUUUAGUACUCAUACACAGCAAUUAAAUUCUUCAACAGCCUUCAAUUAUUCCUCAUCGAGUACGACAAAUGAAUCUGCAUCAGAUAAUAGAUCAUCAAAUGAUCAUAGUAAAACAUCCUGA
Molecule: messenger RNA, 261 nt
Organism: Rotaria sp. Silwood1
Lineage: Eukaryota; Metazoa; Rotifera; Eurotatoria; Philodinida; Philodinidae
Source: the annotation of a GenBank genome assembly